Pseudophryne corroboree (corroboree frog) is the source of this 2289-nucleotide messenger RNA. Its product is annotated as uromodulin-like. Gene Ontology annotation, molecular function: calcium ion binding. Gene Ontology annotation, biological process: neutrophil migration. NCBI's taxonomy places the organism in Eukaryota, Metazoa, Chordata, Amphibia, Anura, Myobatrachidae. Bases 1 to 2289 code for a protein of 762 amino acids. The transcript has 12 exons. Gene Ontology annotation, cellular component: cell surface; apical plasma membrane. The record is from RefSeq and is a predicted model, not a curated record.
AUGUCAUCCAGAUUGUCCUUAUUCUUGCGUCUAGAGAAAAGUUCUUGUUUUAAACUGAAACUCAUGGUCUUUAUUUUGGGCGCCUACCCAUGUGGCAGUACGUAUGAUUAUGAUUUUCAGGUUUACAAAGAUAUUGCUUCACAUAGUUAUGGACAUGUUUUUCAAAAUGUUUACUCAAGCACCAAAGUAGCAGAUUUCCUUAACUUCUUCCUCCAGAUUCCAGUUAACAGCACAACACAAUUGUUAUCCAUUGAUCAAGACAUUUACUAUUAUGCUACUUUUAAUUUCUUAGUAUCGGUUGAUUUUACUUCACUAAUAGUAUCCACAUCUUGUUCAAGCUGUUCAUUCACCAUUUACACACCUUCUGGUGGCCAGGCAGAUGGCAAUAAUAUCUUGUCAGAAUCCUGGGGUUCAUUGUCGUAUGUGGAAAAUCCUAGCAUUGGGCUCUGGACAAUCAAUGUAAAUGCAGGAGGUUCUUUUUCUUUACGUGUUCUGGGAUUUAAAGAUAACAACAACACAUCAAAUGGCAUCACAUCAUACAUUUGCUCAAGAUGUGACGCCAAUGCUUCCUGUAGAAAAAACCUACUUUCCCAUACAUGUGUCUGUAAUGAGGGCUUCAGUGGCGAUGGACAUGUAUGUUAUGAUAUUAAUGAAUGUGACUACUACUACUACUACUACUGGCUAAACGUCUGCAGCUAUGGUUAUUGCAUCAAUACUUAUGGCUCAUACAACUGUGUCUGUCCCUCUGGCUUUAUAUCAGAAAAUAAAACAUGUGUUGACGUAGAUGAGUGUUCAAGACCAGGACUGAACGGCUGCCAUGUGUUAGCCACUUGUUAUAAUUACUACGGAUCCUAUUCAUGCUCUUGCCCAGCUGGAUACUUUGGAGAUGGAUAUAACUGUGAGUUAGAUGAAUGCACCAGAGAUGUAUGUGGGUUUGCUAGAGAAUGCAUUAAAACCACUGGGUUCCAUUCCUGCCUUGAUCCGUGCUACAGCUCUACUACACUGAAUGAGCCUUCCAGGAGCACAUCCUAUCAUUACUACUUCUUUGCUUACUACUAUUAUGGCUAUUAUGGACGAUCAGACUAUUUUCUUAAUGGAUGGCACCGUUUUGAGGGCAGUGGAGGAAUCCGUAUGCCAGAGUCCUGUCCCUCUCCAAAUAGUUGCUACACAUGGAGCCCCAUAUGGUUAAAUGAAACACAUCCUGAUCAAACUGAUGGAAUUGUAAAUCGAAUAGCUUGUGUUAUGUCUGGCGGUGAUUGCUGUUAUUGGACGACAAAUGUACAGAUUAAAGCUUGUCCAGGAAACUAUCAUGUAUAUAAGUUCAGUGGAACUCCAACAUAUUAUGCCGGCUAUUGUACAGAUCCAGCCACAGUUCCAGAGUUUUGCUCAUGUACUGAUGAUGAAGAAUGCAAGCUUGUUGGUGGACGAUACGGUUGCUACUGCAAACAUACUGAUGAUAUAUCUGCCUUGCAAGACUUGCGUCCUGAGCUGACAUGUGGUAAUCAGGAAAUAAAAGCUACUUUCCUGCAGUGUCACCUGGAAAAGUUCAAAUUGAACACCAAAAAUGUACACCUGAGAGACAGUAGCUGUACAGGAUUUUCAGAUUUUAACAGAACAAAAAUCAUAGCUGUGUUAUCCGUCUUGAAAAAUGGAGUGUGUGGGAAUGAGUUGGUGAACAACAAAACACACAUUAUCUACAAAAACACAAUUUAUCUAUCUAUGGACUCAUCGCUUGGCGGAGAGGAUAUUGUCAGUAUAGAUUAUUCUUGUGUAUACCCUCUGGACAUACAGCUCUCUCUUGCAACAGCUCUUCAGCCCUUUUCAAGCUCAGUUGAUGUUAGUGUGGAAGGCACAGGACAGCUAUUGGCAACUAUUGCCCUCUACAAAGACUCAAGCUACAAGGCACCCUAUGAGGGUACACAGGUCCUACUGACACCUAAAACCACUUUGUAUAUUGGAAUCCUUCUAAAAUCAGCUGAUAAUGCUUAUUAUUCUGUACUGAUGAAAAACUGCUAUGCCACACCUUCGAAAGACUCAUCUACCUCUGCAAAAUACUAUUUGAUAAGAAAUAGCUGCCCCAGCAAACAGGACUCCACUAUUAAUGUGAUUGAAAAUGGAAACUCUCAGAAUGGACGCUUUUCAGUUCAGCUCUUUCAAUAUGUCAAGGAUUUAAAUGUCGUCUAUUUACACUGUGACAUUCAUAUUUGUUAUAAGACCAAUGAGACCUGCAAACCUGUGAGUACAAGCCACAUCAAACAAAUGUACUGUUACAGUGUACCAACAAUGUAG